AUAUUGAAUUAUUCAACUAUUCCAUCAUCUACCAUCUAGUCGUCUCCUUGGUGAUCCAAAGACUUCAUCAUCUUCCUUCAUAGCAAAUUCUCUUCGUCUGUCUCAUACAUUUAAACACACAUAGAUAUACACUUAAUAAUCUUCCUUAAUUUUAAGAAAAAAAAACAUGGAGAAAACGCAAGAAUCGGUGGUUAGAUAUGGAAGAAAGAUAGAGAAAAUGCCGUUUCUUAUGCCCGCCGGUCGAGUUGUCUUUGCAACUGCGUUCAUCGUGUCUGCUUGGAGAGAGUAUUAUGGUUUCGGAGUAGCUGCCGAUGAGUUAAGACCAAAACUUGGUUUCUUUGAGAACCAGGCAAAGUACAUAGUUGCUCUUGGUAUAAUGAUGAAGUUUGUUGGAGGGAUCUUAUUCAUCUUCAACACCUACCUAGGAGCUUCGCUUUUGCUUGUAUACCAAGCCAUUUUGAGCCCGAUAUUGUACGAUUUCUACAAUCGCGAUUUUGAUAGAGACCAUUUCACCAUUUUCUACACAAAGUUCAAAGAGUUUGUGAACGAGACGGUGUCAGCUGAUGAUGGAGUGGCCAUGAGCCUCUAUACCUCUAUGGUUAACGAAGAAUCGCGCCAGAAAUUCUGCGAUCAGCUUAACGAGAUUGCGAGACUAGCCAUCUCGAAUCCUCUAUUCACACCAAGCGAGUUUAACACAUUGUUCAUUAGGUUUAUUAAGGGUGUUGGAGUAGUAGCUGUAUUGGCGUGCUUCAUUGCGAUGAAACAUAGGCAUGGGGUGCUCAUCAAGAAGACAAUAAUGAUAGAUAUCCCUGGAACACCAGGGACUUUGACUGGUUUAGUCUUGAGAAUUUCUCAGUGUGUUUUUGCUGCUGGUUCGAUUUCUUAUAUGGUUACUUCUGGUGGAUUCUUUAGCUUCACUGCUUUCUGCUAUCUAAUAGCAGCAAUGGGUUUGCAAGUCAUAUGGAGUUUCGGUCUUGCGAUACUAGACACAUUCGCCUUAGUGAGAAAGAAAACGCUUCUUAGUCCGGUUUUAGUCAGCCUAUUUGUAGUUGGAGAUUGGGUAACAUCGACAUUGUCAUUAGCAGGAGCAUCAUCAUCCGCGGGAAUAACGGUUUUAUACUUUGGCGAUUUAGGAAGCUGUAGUUUCGAAGCAGAGUGUUGGAAAUACCAACUCUCUGUAGCUUUAGCUUUCCUUUGUUGGAUCACAAUCGCCAUUUCUUCGCUUACUACACUCUGGUUACUUGCUUCCGCGUAAGUAAAACCGAAAAACUCUCUGUACAAUUCCCAUAUAUAUAGACAAAACAAAACUCAUUUGAGAUUUUUGAUUCUUUGUUUUGUUAAUAGAAUACCAUUACACCAUUUUUAAACUCUCAGUGUAUAAAGAUUACUCUUGUUU
Messenger RNA from Arabidopsis arenosa, 1396 nucleotides. The record is from the annotation of a GenBank genome assembly. Lineage: Eukaryota; Viridiplantae; Streptophyta; Magnoliopsida; Brassicales; Brassicaceae.